Messenger RNA from Hansenula anomala, 1287 nucleotides. RefSeq lists its product as uncharacterized. NCBI's taxonomy places the organism in Eukaryota, Fungi, Ascomycota, Saccharomycetes, Phaffomycetales, Wickerhamomycetaceae. Gene Ontology annotation, cellular component: COP9 signalosome. The transcript has a single exon. The coding region runs from base 1 to 1287 and encodes 428 amino acids. Gene Ontology annotation, biological process: protein deneddylation. The record is from RefSeq and is a predicted model, not a curated record.
AUGUCCGACGCUGAGUCGUACGAGUUUGAAUUUGAAGACGAUGAUGACGACGAUAUGAUGGGUGAUGCCUCCAUGGAUAACUCCAUGGAUAACCAAGAUGGUGACGGUUCAGAUGAUGAGAACUCUGCUGAAAGUUUAUACUACAAUGCCAAAAAUAUCAAGCAGGAUGAUCCAGAAAAGUCAAUAGAGAUAUACCGCAAGAUUUUGGAUAUUAAAGAUGCUGAAUCAUUAGAGAGUUUAGUUGAAUAUCAAUUUAAGGCUUUGAAGCAAUUGAUUAAAGUGCAAUACAAAUUAGAUAAAUAUGAUCCUUUCGUUUCAGAUUUUGAGAAAAUAUUCAAGUUAGAUUUACAAAAAAUUCAAAGAGGUUAUGUUGAGGAUAGUUUGAGCAGAAUUUUAGAUAGUUAUAUUGGGUUACCUCCAGCUUUACAACUUGAAUUUCUAAACAUCUUCAUAACAAACUACACUGGGAAUGAUCGUUUAAGUUUGAAGGCAAAUUUAAAGAAAACACAUGUAUUAAUUGAUUUGAAGCAAAAUAAGGAAGCUCAUGAACUGUUGCAAUUUUUGUUUUCAAAGUUAGAUAAAAUGUCAGAGGUCACAAAAAGUACACAUUUACUUGAGUUAUACUCUAUCCAAAUACAACUUUAUUCAGAUUCAAAUGAUAUACCCAAAUUGAAAGAGCUAUAUAACAAGACAUUGUCAGUGCAGAGUACAAUCCCACACCCAAGAAUUAAUGCUAUUAUCAAAGAAUGUGGUGGUAAAAUGUACAUGAGAGAUGAAAACUUUGAAAGAGCAUCAAUUGAGUUUUAUGAGAGUUUCAAAAAUUAUGAUGAAAUAGGAAAUCAGUCGAAAAGAAUAUUGAUAUUGAAAUAUCUUAUCAUAACCUCAAUAUUGAGUAAUAAUGAAAUCAACAAGUUUGAAAGUCAAGAAACAAAGUUCUUUUUAAAAGAUGAAGAAAUUUUGAAAUACAUCAAAUUAAUCAAUACAUUUGAAAAACUUGAGCAUGAUGCCUUCACUGAAACUCUUCAAAACAUUCUAUCGCUUGAACAAAAAGAUGAAUUUUUGGUGCAACAUUUGAGGAAAAUUGAAAAAAUAUUCAAGUUACAAACAUUGAUUCAUUAUAUCAAGCCUUUCAAACGUUUAUCAGUCUCCAAACUAUGUGAGAGAUUAAGUCUAGAUUAUGAUUUCAUUGAAGAAAGUUUCCUAAAUCUUUUAAACAAUGGUCAAAUUAAAAACAUCAAACUUGAUUUGAUAGAGGGUGUGGUGUAUAAUGAAGCCUAUGCCGCAUGA